GCUGGUUGAUUUAUAUUUCAACGCUGACAACAAGAUUCAGUCCAACAUAAACUCACUAUGUUGACGUCUCUCAUGAUGUCUCUUCUGAUUUUAGUGAUCGUCACUGCGGCUCCGUUACACGCACGACAUGCGAAUUACGAGCACGAAGUGCGGUGUGCGAAACGACUGUCAAAAAUACAUCAUCAAGGUCACAGGCAUCACUAUCGAGGGAAGAUGAAUAGAUUCAACGAAGUGCGCAUGCGCCCCAUCACCGUUUUAAACCACUGGCGCCAAAAUGGCGGAUCAGCAGCCAAGCGCUCACUCGUCGUCUCAGGGACCGCUGAUGACGCACUUACUAGAACGCCUCAGGUCACGAAUAAGUGCAGUUUUAGAUGGCCACCUGCUGGACUUGGACUAUUUCCAGUAUGUUAUCAAUCAAGAAGUGUUUAUUUUGUCAUCAGCCUCCACUAUAUUUGAUGUGCCAAAUGAUAUCUUGGAGACCCUCAUGGAUCUACAACAAAAAAUUCAUGCAGCUCUUUCCCAAGAGGUGGCCCCAGUUCUUACGAGGGAAUGUGGUGGUGGACGAGGUCGACCUAAGUUUAUUGUUUCCGAGGAAAUGCUGUCCCGGCUCAUUGAGAUGUCUUUACCAAUUUCUUGUAUUGCAAACAUUUUAGGAGUAAGCCAGUCAACAAUCUUCCGCCGAAUGCGUGACUUGGGUUUAUCUGUAAAACUACGUAUAGCACCAUAUCUGACAAUGAAUUGGAUAAUGCCAUUCUGGCCGUCAAACGAAGACUACCAAAUGCUGGAUAUAGGAUGAUAAAAGGCUGCCUGCAAGCAGACGGACAUAGAGUUCAAUGGAACCGCAUAAAAGAAUCCAUGCACAGAGUGGAUGCCCUGGAAUUUUGGAAAGGAUGACACAGCUGGGGUGUAUUGUCAGGAGGUCAUAUUUUGUUCAAAGUCCAUUGUCCUUAGUCCAUAUCGACACGAAUCACAAGCUCAUAAGGUACAACAUCAUCAUAUUUGGUGGGAUAGAUGGGUUCUCACGAAAGAUCAUGUACUUGGAACCAGCAACAAACAACCGUUCAAGCACUGCCUUAUCAUUCUUUCUCCAGUCUGUGCAAAAACAUGGCUGGCCUUCAAGGGUCCGGGGUGAUGAAGGUGUGGAAAAUGUGGCAAUCGCAGAAACCAUGUUUCGUGUGAAAGGGACCGGAAGAGGGAGCUUCAUUGCCGGGAAAAGCGUACAUAAUCAGAGAAUCGAACGCCUGUGGCGAGACGUCUGGGUCAGCGUAACUCAGCUGUAUUAUGAAAUACUUCACAGCCUUGAAGAAGAUGGCUUGUUGGACUUGUCAGAUUCCCUUCAUGUGUUUUGUGCACAUUAUGUGUUCCUCCCACGUCUGAAGCGCAACCUCCACACUUUUUCUGAAGGCUGGGACAAUCAUCCGUUACGGUCUGAAAGUGGGCUCACCCCUAACCAGAUGUGGAUAAUGGGACACAUGCACAACUCAUCUGGUGACGAAGAGAAUUUUCAGAAUUUGGAACUGUUUGGAACAGACUGGGAGACGUUUGAUUGUGUGACAGAAGAUGAUGUUGGAGUUCAUGUUCCAGAAAUUGAGUGCCCACUCAAUCCUGCUCUGAUGGAAACAGUAAAAUCCAUCUUUAAUCCACUUGCAACAUCUGACUGUUAUGGCAGAGAUAUUUAUAUAUCUUUGGUUCAAUAUUUUGUAAGUCUUUAAAAUACACAAACACCUGUGUGAGACCAUUGUAAAUAUUUAUUUUGCAAAUUGUGUAUAUAUUUUGAAAAUUGCAACUGUAACAAAGCAGCACAAUGAAUGAAUUGUAUGAAAACUAAUUUGUAAAUGCAAAUUCAGAACAGUUAAUCAUUUUGUAUGGUUUCUUUAACAUGAAAAUUCUUUCAACAAAUAUUGUCAAAGGAACAGUUUUACUUAUGACAAUAAACGGUGACUCAAAGAUAAGCUGAAAGCAAACAUGCUUACCCC
This is a messenger RNA of Onychostoma macrolepis, 1976 nucleotides long. RefSeq lists its product as uncharacterized. Bases 834 to 1712 code for a protein of 292 amino acids. Gene Ontology annotation, molecular function: nucleic acid binding. NCBI's taxonomy places the organism in Eukaryota, Metazoa, Chordata, Actinopteri, Cypriniformes, Cyprinidae. The transcript has 9 exons. The record is from RefSeq and is a predicted model, not a curated record.